UGUUUUAGUUGUAUUAUAUGUAUUGAUGUUAAAACAACAUCGGGUGUAGUGAGGGGUCGGACACUACAUGUGCUCAACAAAACUGUUGACCAGUUUGUGAAUAUACCAUACGCUGAGCCCCCGAUCGGAAACCUACGGUUCGCACCGCCUGUGCCUCUCAAACAACCUAUAAAUUAUGUUAUCAAUGAUACAAAACGUGGUAAGUCUUGCAUACAAGUGAAGGGAAGAACAGCCGUAAGUGAAGACUGUUUGGUAUUAAACAUAUGGACACCAAAUGCGGGCAAUAAUAACACAAACAAAUCACAGCUCAAACCCGUUAUGUUUUGGAUACAUGGAGGGGCUCUUUUAUAUGGGUCAAUAAAUAUGUAUAAUGGUAGUUUUCUGGCAACACAUGAUGUAAUUUUUGUUGCCGCUAAUUACCGAUUAGGACAGUUGGGCUUUCUAUACGGGGAUCGGGAGGACGCGCCCGGAAAUGUCGGCUUUUAUGACCAGUUAUUGGCUCUCAAAUGGGUUAGAGAAAAUAUCCAUUCGUUUGGCGGAGAUAGGGAUGAGAUCACGAUAUUGGGUGAGAGCGCCGGGAGUUGGUCGGUGUCCGCACACAUACUCUCCCCGCUAUCCAAAGGCCUAUUCAAGAGGGCUAUUAUGCAGAGCGGGUCCGUUAUGUUUGGCAAAGGGAUGGAAGCAAUCACUAAAUCUAAAGCACUAGUUAUGGCCAACAAUACUGCCAAACAUUUGAAUUGUAGUGAAUCUGAAGAUUGGUUGAAAUGUUUGAAAGGUGUGGACGCACUUGAGUUUCCCAAAUUUCAACCCAAAGUUAUGCUUCCAGUGAUUGAUAAAAGUUUUGCACUUAUUUCCGCUCAAAAAGCAUUUGAAAGCAAACAAUUU
Molecule: messenger RNA, 885 nt
Organism: Medioppia subpectinata
Lineage: Eukaryota; Metazoa; Arthropoda; Arachnida; Sarcoptiformes; Oppiidae
Source: the annotation of a GenBank genome assembly